Bursaphelenchus xylophilus (pine wood nematode) is the source of this 800-nucleotide messenger RNA. The record is from the annotation of a GenBank genome assembly. NCBI's taxonomy places the organism in Eukaryota, Metazoa, Nematoda, Chromadorea, Rhabditida, Aphelenchoididae.
AUGUUUCGUCUUGCCUCACGUUGCCGCAAACAGGCGUGCAUAAGUCUUAUUCGGUUGUACUCAGCGACAAACCCCCAAGAGUUAGCCAUCAAGUCGACGAACGGCCAGCGGAUAUCAAGUAAGAAUUUUCGGGUUCUUUGUUUUUUACACCAUUUUUAACGCCACAAAAAUUUUCUACGCAUUUUGCUUUUAGGUGCUGAAUACCUUCAGAAAGUAAAAGAUCAGACAGAAGGCGCAAAGGGCAUUCCUAUUGAACAGUUUCAGCCGUCAAGGGCAGCUUUUGACGUUCUAGCAGCUGAAUAUGAUGCAUUGAGAGAAGAAUGUAAUGAGCUUAAUGACAAAUACAAGAGGGCGCUGGCGGAAACAGAGAACGUUAGGAGGAGAGGACAAAAACAAGUUGAAGACGCUAAAGUUUUUGCCAUUCAGUCGUUUUGCAAGGAUCUCUUGGAAGUUGCGGAUGUUUUGAAUCUGGCCUUGGAUUCUGUGAAGAAAGAGGACUUAGAGAAGGAUCCUCAAUUAAAGAACCUUUAUGACGGAAUUGAUAUGACCAGCACGGUAUUACAGAAGACGUUUGCUCGUCAUGGGCUAAAAAAGGUUUCUCCUGAAGGGGAAAAGUUUGAUCCCAACCUUCACGAUGCGGUUUUUCAAGUUCCAAAAGAAGCGGUAAGAGAUUUAAAGGCUUAUUAUUUUGAAUUUAGAGUGAACAUGCCCCAGGGCAUAUUGCUGAAGUUAUGAAGAUUGGAUAUUAUCUUCAUGAACGUCCUAUCAGACCGGCUCAAGUUGGAGUCGUCAAAAAGUAG